GACCUUGGUCACUUCCUCCAGAACCCUAGAGCCGCCAACAAUGGCGGACCUCCAAACCCUAGCCACGCCCGGCCCCGCCUCCGCCUCCACCAAGAAGCAUUCCAAGAAGCGCAAGGGCCUCGACGGUGAGGCCAAUUCCUCCAAAACCCCAGAGCCGUCACCAAUGGCGGACCUCCAAACCGACACACCCGUCCGCGCGUCCACCAAGAAGCACUCCAAGAAGCGUGGGGCCACCAACGCCUCCCUCAACGUCACCGUCGACGCCUCCCUCACAGGCGGCCGAACCACCGCCGCCGCCCCCGCGGUCGCCUACUUCCCCACCGGCUACGACCCCCUCGCCGCCACGGCGGCGGCGAAAGACGAGUCCUCCCCCAACGCGCGGCUCUUCCGGCACGAGAAGCACCCCACCUGGGUCGACCUCGUGGUCAGAAGCCCCGGCGGAGGCCCCGAUUUCGUCGGCCGGAGCUAUGCCGGUGAGGCCGCCACGCCGCAGCUCUGCGAGUACGCGCUCGGCGUCCUCGAUAAGGCCUCCGGCACCCUCAGGGUCGUCCCCAUAGCCGCCAACAAGAUUCUGAGGCUCGAGCCACAUCUCCAAGUGCAGCAGCCAGCGCAUUCGCAGCACUCUGAGGUGGCAUCAGAAGCCAGUUCAGUUGCAGGAAAUGAUGAAUUGAAGGUUCAAGAUCUUACCAUGAUGUAUGGAACCAAGACAGACAGGGAUAAGGAUAAUAAGUGGAGAUCAUUAAAUGAACAAAGGAAUGAUCCUUCUGCUUAUGAGGACAUUGACCUGGGAACCAGUAAUGUCAACACCAAUGACAGGCAGGAACUAAUUGUUCGGAACAUUCCACCUUAUGACCCUACAGCAGAUACAUCAGAAAAGGCUUAUAUUUUGGAUGAGAUUAUUCCAAAGACUAUGCGCCACCACCUUUUAGAAAUUGUUGACCAUUUUGAAUCAGGAGAAAUUUCUUCAAAAGGCUAUGGGACUUUUGUCUCGAGUCGUGUGCAGAAGUUACAGAAGCUUCAGGGUGAAGAUAAAGAGAGACUUGCUUGGAUACUGUCCUACGUCCAACAUCUACUGUCUUUAUUGGCACGGAAUGGUGCCAUGUCCAAGCGUCACAGUAAGGACAGAAAGGAAAACAAGGCGAACCAUGGACCCGUGACCCCACAGGCUGUAUAUCGCAACCUGUUGCUGACUUUUACAGAACCAGGGUCUAGUGCCAUAUCAUCAGAGAAAAACGAGCUCCUGAUCAACUACAUCUUGGUCCUGACACUUUUUGCUGAUGACUUCAAAUCCGAUCCUAAGGAUAUAUGUGUGGACCUGAAAAUGACCCGCCAGAUGAUUAAGCCAUACUUUGACCAGCUGGGAUGCAAAUCUGUGUCAUCAGGUGCUUUUGGGUCCUCUUUCAUGACACUUCCUGCCCCUCUCAAGUUCCCACAAGACGUUACAAGGAGAAAGCGACGACGGUAAUCACCAUAGGAAGGGAUUGAUGGUUAUUAUAUCUCAGAAAUGGAAUGCAAUACUUGAAAGUGAGUGUGAUUGGAAAAGGCUGUUUUGAGUUCUGAUACACAGCAAUCCAAUGCAAGUUAAGCCUGUAGGUGUUUGAACCAAUUUUGCAAUGUACUGAAAAUGACAGUAGUUUCAAAUUCAUUUUGUAGUCCGCUGUCCAUUGACAUUCCUGUCGAGAAAGGAAACAUAUCUUCUGUGUAUUGCUAGUUAUUUGCCUACCUGAGCGUAUCUGAAUGUUAGUUUUUGUUUUUUUGGUUAUGCA
Panicum hallii is the source of this 1766-nucleotide messenger RNA. RefSeq lists its product as uncharacterized. Gene Ontology annotation, biological process: nucleolar large rRNA transcription by RNA polymerase I; transcription elongation by RNA polymerase I; RNA polymerase I preinitiation complex assembly. The transcript has 4 exons. Lineage: Eukaryota; Viridiplantae; Streptophyta; Magnoliopsida; Poales; Poaceae. The record is from RefSeq and is a predicted model, not a curated record. Gene Ontology annotation, molecular function: DNA binding. Gene Ontology annotation, cellular component: RNA polymerase I complex. The coding region runs from base 41 to 1465 and encodes 474 amino acids.